AAAGAAGAUUUCCGCCACUCUCUACAGCAGCAACUUUUCACCUCCGGAUCGAAGGCCAAACGAAGUCCGAUCGUUCUCAAAUUUUAGUAUGUUGUUCCUCACAUACUCCUCUUCAAAUCCAACGGUCAGAUUCUCAUUUUGAUGCCCAGAAGGCUAUUUUCUGGCUGCGUUUUCAGACCUGCGUUUUUUUAGGAGUUUUUACUUCAUUUUUGGUGAAUUGUUGAUUGUUGUUGUUCCAAGGUUGCUCCUUGAUGAUUGUGUAUGCCUCUAGUGUUUACUAGAGAGGAGAACUUGUUGUACCCACUUGAUUCUUGGGGAUUAGUGGAAAUUUGGGAGCCAUUGUUGAGCGGCCGUGGUUUUCUCCCCGAUUUGGGGUUUCCACGUAAAUCGUGUGUUCUUUAUUUUAUUUUCCUUUGCUAUCUAUUUGUGGUGGUGGUGCUGAUUUUUUGGAGUAUAUUGUACUUUGUUGUUCAUCUCAUUAAUUUGGGGAAAAGAUUUUAUACGCUUCCGUUGUGUUUUGUUCCGUGCUUCCCCAACAAAGUGGUAUCAGAGCUUGAUUAUUUUUUGGUUGGCUUCUUGUGUUGUUUAUGAUGGAUGACAAAGUAAUUGUUCAAGGAAUGGUUAGUUUGGACUCUACGAAUUAUUCAAUUUGGAAAAUUCGUAUUGAGGAUUAUUUAUGCUCUAAAGAUUUGCUUGACCCAAUUUUGUAUAAAGAACGUCCAACAGGUGUUGAUGAGAAAGCUUGGACUACCUUGAACCGGAAAGCUAUUGCAUCAAUCAGACAAUAUGUUUCUUUAAGUGUGUUGCAACAUGUUGCUAAUGAAACUAAUGCUUUUGAGAUGUGGAAGAAACUUGAAUCCAUGUANUUUUUGGUUGGCUUCUUGUGUUGUUUAUGAUGGAUGACAAAGUAAUUGUUCAAGGAAUGGUUAGUUUGGACUCUACGAAUUAUUCAAUUUGGAAAAUUCGUAUUGAGGAUUAUUUAUGCUCUAAAGAUUUGCUUGACCCAAUUUUGUAUAAAGAACGUCCAACAGGUGUUGAUGAGAAAGCUUGGACUACCUUGAAUCGGAAAGCUAUUGCAUCAAUCAGACAAUAUGUUUCUUUAAGUGUGUUGCAACAUGUUGCUAAUGAAACUAAUGCUUUUGAGAUGUGGAAGAAACUUGAAUCCAUGUACGAGAGGAACAAUGCUAUGGGAAAAGCUUCUUUGAUUAGGAAGCUUGUUAAAUUGCAAUACAAAGAUGGUGAUAGCAUUGUGGUUUACAUGAACGAGUUUCAAGGUGUGGUAAACCAACUAGCCGGAAUGAAGAUGAAAUUGGAGGAUGAACUUCAAGCUUUGUUAUUGCUUUCCUCAUUGCCCGACAGUUGGGAUACAUUGGUGGUUUCACUUAGCAACUCUGCUCCGGAUGGCAAGAUGACUAUGGAGAUGGUCAAGGCUAGUCUUUUGAAUGAAGAGGCUAGGAGGAAAGAAUCAGGUUACCCUAGCCAAGCUGAAGCAAAUGUGAUUCCAGAAUCUAGCAGGGGGAGAAGUAAGAGCAGAAAUCCUCAUUACAGAGAAAAGUCCAGGGGGAUCGUAGAUCCAAAUCCAGAAAGAGAGAUUUUAUUUGCCAUUAUUGUCAGAAGCCGGGUCACAUUGAGAGAUUCUGCAGAAAGAAGAAAAGAGAUAUGUCCAGGGAGAGAAAAGAUAAAAAUGAGAAUUCCGAGCAGAAGCCAGAAGAGAAGAACACUACAGCCUUGGCAUCUAGUGAUGAUGAUUUGUUUGUUAUCGGUGAUCAUGGACUAUUAAAUGUAGCCUGUGAUGACUGCACCUGGGUGAUUGGUUCUGGUGCAUCUUAUCAUAUUACUUCACACAGGGAGUACUUCUCAUCCUACACUAGUGGUGAUUUUGGCUAUGUGAGGAUGGGAAAUGAUGGUUCGUCCAAGAUCGUCGGUAUGGGUGAUGUUUGUUUAGAGACUUCCACUGGUUGCAGGUUAGUGCUCAGGGAUGUGAGGCACGGCCCAGAUAUCAGAUUGAGUUUGAUUUCAGCUGGUCUGCUUGAUGAUGAAGGUUAUGCCAACAACUUUUGUGAUGGAAGAUGGAAACUCUCCAGGGGCAGUUUGAUUAUGGCUCGAGGUAAGAAGCAGAAUUCACUUUAUGUUAUGCAGGCCAGAGUAUGUAGCGGAGAUGCCAA
Cuscuta campestris is the source of this 2165-nucleotide messenger RNA. The record is from the annotation of a GenBank genome assembly. NCBI's taxonomy places the organism in Eukaryota, Viridiplantae, Streptophyta, Magnoliopsida, Solanales, Convolvulaceae.